Molecule: messenger RNA, 360 nt
Organism: [Candida] anglica
Lineage: Eukaryota; Fungi; Ascomycota; Pichiomycetes; Serinales; Debaryomycetaceae
Source: the annotation of a GenBank genome assembly
AUGGACUUUGCUGACCCUCUUCCACUAAUAGAGAGACCGGCGCACGUGCCCAAGGAUAUUGUCGAGGAAGUGGAACCUAGGUGGUCUUUGGAAACAUAUGGGUACAUUUUAAUAGCAGUGACUUGGCUUCUUUUCAUCGUAUCUAUAAAUCUGUUCUUUCAACUUUGGUCAUAUGUAAUAUAUCCAUGGUCGUUGUACCCCUCAACUCAGCUUCGUCAUGCCAAAUGGAAGUCUGCAUUUGAACAGAUAGACGUGUUUAUCGUUAAAGGGUGGUGUUUAUACGUUAUGUUAUGGUGGUGGUCUUUAGUUUCAUGGUGUAGUUUGAAAUUGUUCAGACAUUCCAAAGGUCUUCAAAGAUAG